This is a messenger RNA of Echinops telfairi (small Madagascar hedgehog), 1494 nucleotides long. RefSeq names its product G protein subunit beta 1 like (gene GNB1L). Gene Ontology annotation, molecular function: protein binding. The transcript has 7 exons. Bases 96 to 1079 code for a protein of 327 amino acids. The record is from RefSeq and is a predicted model, not a curated record. NCBI's taxonomy places the organism in Eukaryota, Metazoa, Chordata, Mammalia, Afrosoricida, Tenrecidae.
GGCCCCAGCUCGCGUUCGCAGACGGCAGCGCCGCGGAGUCUCUUGGCGGCGAUUUGGGGUGGCUGCAGGCACCUGCGCCAGCUUUUCCAAGCAGCAUGGCAACUCCCAGCCUGCCCCCACCAGACCCCCAGUUUGUGCUCCGAGGCACCCAGGCGGCCAUCCAUGCACUGCAUUUCUGCAGAGGGACCCCGGCUCAGGGACACCCACUCCUCCUUUCAGGGUCUAUGAGCGGCCUCGUGCACAUCUGGAGCCUGCAGACGCGGAGGGCAUUGGCCACCCUGGAUGGCCACAGGGGCCAGUGUGUGACCUGGCUGCAGAUGUUGCCCCAUGGGCACCAGCUUCUCAGCCAGGGCCGGGACCUGAGGCUGUGCUUGUGGGACCUGGUGGAGGGCCGGCACACUGUCACUGACUCGGUGCUCCUCACUAACGUGAGCUUCUGCAGGAGCGCCGUGCUGGCCGGGGCUCAGCCUCGCUGGAUGCUGGCUGUGCCGGGGAGAGGCACUGAGGAGGUUGAGAUUCUGGAGAUGCCAUCCAAGACGUCAGUGUGUACCCUGAAGCCAGAGGCGGGUGCCAAGCCGGGCAUGCCCAUGUGCCUGAAGCUGUGGCAGCAAGCUGACUCCAGCUCUCGCCCAUGCCUGCUGGCCGGCUAUGAGGAUGGCUCUGUGGCCCUGUGGGAUGUCUCAGAGAGGAAGGUGUGCAGCCGCAUGACCUGCCACCCGGAGCCUGUCAUGGCCCUUGACUUUGACUCCCAGAAGGCCAGGGGCGUCUCGGGCUCUGCGGAGAAGGCGCUGGCUGUCUGGAGCCUGGAUGAGCAGCAGGCCCUGAAGGCGUGUAGAAAUUACGAGCUCACCAAUCCCGGCAUUGCUGACAUCACCAUCCGGCCAGACCGCAAGCUCCUGGCCACCGCCGGCUGGGACCACCGUGUCCGCCUGUUCCACUGGAGAACAAUGAAGCCGCUGGCAGUGCUGGACUUCCACACCUCGGCUGUCCACUGUGUGGCCUUUGCCAGUGAUGGCUUAUUAGCUGCCGGUUCUGGGGACCAGCGCAUCAGUGUCUGGUCGCUCUACCGGCGCACGUGACCCGAAUGUGCUACCUGCUCACUACACACUGAGGAGUGGGGUAGAACCUCCCACGUGGGCCUUGACUUGAUCAUGUGGAAAACUGGACCUCCAGGACCUCGGGGGACCCUCAGACUGCAGUUCAGGACACAAAAUUCUGACCUUUCCUCUUACAACAUCCAUUGUCCAUCCAAAUGUGAUGCUGGAAGUUCAAAGAAUAACUGAGCCAGACACCUGGGUAUCUUGGAGCUGCCGCACCCACAGAGUUGCCGCACCCACAAGGCGGUCGUUGGCUAGGGUUUGUGCUUGCUGCUAGUUCUGAUAUACUAGUGACAGGGCACCUGGGGGAUUGUCACUCAGGGAGAGACAUUUGCUUGGGCCUGGCAGCAUGGCCAACCGAAGUACAUUUUACAAUAAAUGUUUACUCACGUACCUA